Messenger RNA from Gopherus evgoodei (Goodes thornscrub tortoise), 3419 nucleotides. RefSeq names its product insulin induced gene 1 (gene INSIG1). Bases 205 to 1032 code for a protein of 275 amino acids. The transcript has 6 exons. The record is from RefSeq and is a predicted model, not a curated record. Gene Ontology annotation, biological process: cholesterol biosynthetic process; SREBP-SCAP complex retention in endoplasmic reticulum; cellular response to insulin stimulus. Gene Ontology annotation, cellular component: SREBP-SCAP-Insig complex; endoplasmic reticulum. NCBI's taxonomy places the organism in Eukaryota, Metazoa, Chordata, Testudines, Testudinidae.
CCCUGCCCCCACCGUUCCGAGGGGAGGGGCGGGGGCCGGCUCUGCCUCUGCCUCCGGGGUAGGUCAGGAGCGGGUAACGUGACAUCGAGGCUCGGGCGGCUUAUAAACCUUUCCCCAGCCCGCUGCGGCGGCCGGACGGGACGGGACCGCGAGGGAGUCGAGCAGCGACCCCGCAGGUGGCAGCCCAGCCGCGGCAGGACCCUGAUGGUGAAGCCAAUGCCCAGAUUAGAGAAUUGCACCUGGAGUUGUUCCUGUGCUGCUAGGGGAAGGCAUAAAAACCAGCAGGGGAAAACCGCUGUUGGACUGGCUGCCAAGGUGGGCGAGAUGCUGAGCGCUUCUGUCUCAAGCUCCCCGAUGACUUUGGUGGAUCAUGGAACACGGACCCCUACUGCUUCCAAUAUCAGAAGCAGUAGCAGUGGCACCAGCAGCCUGAAUUUGAACCAACACUUGGUGCAACGGAGCCUGGUGCUCUUUGCUGUGGGUGCUUUCAUGGCACUGGUGUUGAACUUACUUCAGAUCCAGAGGAACGUGACUCUGUUCCCUGAGGAAGUCAUUGCCACUAUCUUCUCCUCUGCCUGGUGGGUGCCCCCUUGCUGUGGGACAGCUGCAGCUGUUGUUGGUCUGCUGUACCCAUGUAUUGACAGCCAUCUUGGAGAACCACACAAAUUCAAGAGAGAAUGGGCCAGUGUAAUGCGAUGUAUAGCAGUUUUUGUUGGUAUUAACCAUGCAAGUGCUAAACUGGAUUUUGCAAAUAACAUUCAGCUCUCCUUGACUCUAGCAGCCCUAUCAUUGGGCCUUUGGUGGACAUUUGAUCGUUCAAGAAGUGGUCUUGGUCUUGGAAUUACAAUAGCCUUUCUAGCCACUCUAAUAACUCAGUUUCUUGUAUAUAAUGGCGUUUAUCAGUAUACAUCGCCAGAUUUUCUUUACAUCCGUUCUUGGCUACCAUGUAUAUUUUUCUCAGGCGGCGUGACUGUAGGAAACAUAGGAAGACAACUGGCUAUGGGUAUUCCUGAGAAACCACAUACUGAUUAAAUCCUUGGAGCAAAAGACAUGGUGCCAGUAUGAAAACAAAAUUAAGAAGAUGUGUUCUUGUUUUUGACUGCGGAUUAUUUUUUCUAAAUCUCUGUGGGCUUACUGCACAAAUGACUUGUGAAAAAUAUUAAUCCAUUUUAGAAUAGCCAAGUGAAAUUAACUGCUUAUCUUGAAAUCUUACCUUGAUUUACUGCAUAAGCAUUUGCGUCUGGCUGUUCUCUGGAAGAAUUUAACAUCAAGUUACAUACAGCAGUUCUGACUAGGUGACAGUUUUCCAAUUACUAGAUUCCAAUUUCAGUUAUUGAAGCAGCUGCCAUAUUUCAAAGCCUUGAAACUAAAAUUUAAUUACAAGCUCUUGUAUCAGUGCCCAAAGGAAGUAGAUUGAUGGUGCUUAAAAAAGGUGAAGUAUGGUUUAAUAGGAAUAGUAUUUAUCCAAAUCUUUUUUUUUAAAAAGGGUUGUUUAAAAAUAAGCGAUCUAAAUUAAAUUAAAAGCAUUAGUGCAAUGCUUUGAGUUGUAUGAAGGAAUCAUCCCCUUAUUUGUAAUGUUGCAUUGCUUUUUUGAGAUAACGUAGUAUAGAAUCUAUAAACCAUUUCAGAACAAUAGGAGAAUACUAUAGACAAUCUUCUUUAAAGCAGACUGUAUGAAACAGCUAAAAGCCCCAAUUUUAAUAGUUUCAUUACAGUUCAUCUGUCUAAUACUUCUAUCUGUAUCUUGGCCAAAAAGUACCUUUAUUGAAUCGGGGUCAUAUUAAGUGUGUCAGUAUGCCUGCUUUAAUGUUGGGUAUAUACCUUAGUAUUUUACUAAAUCUGGGCCUCAGAUAUGCUGAGCACCUGCAGUCCCAUUGCUACUAGUGGGAAUUGCAGGUGCUCAGAAUUUGACCCCUAUCUUCCAUUAAAAUUAAUGAAAAUACUUGUAUUUAUUUCUUUGGGAGUUGAAUCAGGCCCUGUAAAGAGCAGAUUAUGAGCCUAAUCUUCCUUCUACUUUAGUCAGUAAGAGUUUUGACUGAAUUCAAUGGAAGCAGGAGCAGACUAGGAUUGUCACUUACUAUUUAAUAAAUGAAGCAUAGUUAUUAGGUUACUUGUCUGUUCAAUUUUUGGAGAGAUCACCACUUUAUUUUUUCACAACCCUAUAAAAUUUGCAAUCUGUGAUUGCCUUGUAAAAAAAAAAAUUAAAUAGUGCUUAUGUCACUACAUUGAACAUUUGGUGUUUCUAAAUAUUUAGUUCUAGUGAGCACAAUGUAUAUGUUUAAUAGCUUAGACCUCCGUAGACUUAAAUAACAAGUAUUAGGUCUUAAAAUUCAAGUGCAAUGUACAGUAAAAUCUGAGCCUUGUAUUCUCUUCAAGAGUCAUUGUUUCUUAUGAGAUAUUAAAGAGAAGGGUUCUGAAUUCAUUUCAAUGCUGCAUGGAGGAAAAAUUCAGCAAUAAUUUAAUUAGCAAAGUUAGCUUAUUGUUGUCCCUUUAUUGAACCCAAACUUUUAGAAAUACUCCAGUUUUGUGGUUAUGAUGUACUUGUAUACUUUUAUGGAUUUGCCUUUUGUAUGAUGCAAUUUUUGUUCAUUUCCAAUCUUAUGUAGCUUCAGAGCUAGCCCAUGACAUCUGUUUAGAGGCUUAGCCAUCAGCAGAAGAGACAUUGAGACUAAAUAAUAGUAUUUGUAAUUUUAUUUCCUUUUUGAGGGAAAUUAUUAACGCUUUGGUGCAGACUUGAAAAUCCUGAAUUUGAAGGGAAGGGAGUAAACAAAAGUAAAAUUGCCUUCAGCUUGAAGACUAGCACAAAGGCUAUCUUAAACUGAGCCCAAUUCUGAUCUUGCUUUAGUGUAAAUCAGUAACUCCAUUUGCUUCAAUGGAAUAUCACUGGUAUAAGGGCCUUCUACUGCAAACAUUUAUGAUAAGAAUAACUAUAGAUAUGGAUAGUCAAAUUAAGCUCAAUAGGACUACUGAGAAAUUUAUGUGCAUAAGUGCUUGCAAGAUCAAGGUGGCAAGGCCUGAGAUCAGAAUUGAGCUAAUUCAUUCAAUAAAAUGGCUGACUGUGCUAUUUGGAGAAACCUAUUAAGUUGAAAUAAAUGUUGUUACCAGUGUCAAUGCCUAAAUAACCAGAUGUGAUUAAAGGGCACAAUAAGCUGUAAAUAUAUUUGAUCGUACAGCAGUAAGUAUUUAAGGUGUAUUUUUAAAAGACCAACUAAAUCUGUGUUAGAAAUAAUGCAGCCAAAAAUGUAAAUCAAAAGUUCAGUUUUGCCAAUACUUCUAAGUAUAUUAACCAAAGUGAUCAGUUGUGGGAGAGAAAUUUGCACUAUUCAGGAUUUGAACACUUACAUUCUCAUUCUUACUGAUGAGUUUUCAGCAGCGUGUUUUGCCUUUUUAUUAUUAAAGGUUUAAGACCAAGUAAUUUA